CUCCCCAAAAAUGGUACUCUCCGUCGCCUUGUCUGCGUGUUAUUGGUGAAGCAGACGGCGCUUUCCCGACGUCGAAAGCAACUCCUGAUCCUCCCGUUCCAAGUGCCUUCCUCUCCUCCAGUCAGCGAGGGCGGUGGGAUCCACGAGCGCCUAGUAGGGCUGCGGGAUUGGGCUUCCUGCGGAUAAGGCGGCCCACUUGAUUCCCCGUCGCCCUCGGUCGUCCUCCGCCUUCACCUUCUUCCUGGCCUCCCCGACCCCUUAAAUCCCCCUCGCCGGCCCAGCAGUUGCGCGCUCGAGAGGAUCGUCGUUGCUGUUAUCGCGGGCAGCGAGAGUGCUGAGUUGAAUCGCUCUUUGUGACGCAUUGGGUAAAGAUCCUUAGAGGUGCUUUAUCGAUCUCAAUCGAAAAGUAUAUAUGCAGGAAGCUGCUUGUGGAGAAGGCAAAAUUACUCAUGCUUUUUGUCAACUAUGGCCACAGAUCCUGGUAGCUUAAAUGGCAGAAAAGGGCUUUAAUGGAUUGAGGGACAUGGACAGAAACUUUACUUACUGUUAGCCUGAGCAUAUUUGUUGGCUCGCAUUUACCAUGGCGUCAGUUUCUAUAUGUACUUUGUACUGUAAGGAUGGGAUUCAUGUUACUAAGAAAGCGCUCCAACCGGUUGAUAAAGGCAAUUCUUUUCUUCCAGGACAUUGGUUGUGCUCAUCUGAUUAUAUAGCUAGUCAAAUAGAUAUUAGACAAAGUACAGUGUUUCUUGUAGCCAAUAUAACUUGGAAAGGACAGAGAAGUGAAACAUUCAAUUCAUUCAACAUAAAUUGUUUUUCUUCAGUUCCAUAUAUGAGUUCCAAUGAAGUUGCAUCUCACAAGUUUAACUGUAUGGGUAGUCGAAAGUCUGAUUCUGAAAGUGGCCAUCAGAGAGACCAGUAUGGUUCAGAUUCCUCUCUAUCAUCAUCAUCUAACAUUAAGAGACAACUUACAAAACUGGACUUGUAUUUUAGCAAGCUGAAACAUAUGAAGGACAGACAACUUGGAAGUAAUUCUCAGAUUCUUCUUGAAAGAAGGAUGAUUAAGAUGGAUUCUUCAGGAGGACUAAAGGAUAACACUACAAAAACCAUUGACACAAGCUGUGAUGAUAAAAAAGAGACUGGAUUGAGUUCAUUGGAGAACUAUUUUGGCCGCUUAUCUGCUAAUAUAGACUCGGAAAAGAGAAGUUUGUCCAGCUUCCAAAGAGGUGUAUCAGAAAGAAAUUCUGAGAGAACAUCAAUUACUGGAAUAGGAGAAGGCAAUGAAAAAGAAGAAGUAGAUUUGGAACCAUAUACAAAUAAAAAUAAAAAGAACUUGGAUGAUAGAACAGAUUCGUUGAUUUUUGGUACCAGAAAUAUCCAAAGUCUGCCAACAGAGGAUGAAGCUUCUGAUCUAUAUCUAAUAAGUUUAUUGGCUGCAAUAGAUAUUGCUGUAUACUUAUUUGAAAUAGCGAGUCCAGUUAACUCGGAGAUAGAGCACUUGUCUCUCCCUUUAAUCUAUGGAGCAAAGAUAAAUAAAUUGAUCCUUCUGGGGGAAUGGUGGAGACUAUUAACUCCAAUGUUUCUGCACUCAGGAUUCCUGCAUGUUGCCCUGAGUUGUUGGGUUCUUCUUACAUAUGGACCUCGAGUUUGUAAAGCCUACGGCCCUUUCACCUUUUUCCUGAUGUAUAUAUUGGGAGGAAUUUGUGGCAAUUUGACAAGCUUUCUUCACACUCCUGACCUGACAGUUUGUGGUACAGGUCCAGAAUUCGCCAUAAUUGGAGCUUGGCUAGUCCACCAAGUCCAGAAUAAAGAAGUCGGAUCAAAAGAAGUUUCACUGAACAUGUUCUUGAAAGCAGUAAUCGCCACUGCCCUGAGCUUUGUCUUGAGUAGCUUUGGAAGAGUCGACAACUGGACUCAUGUUAGCGCCGUCAUUUCGGGCAUCAUAUUUGGCUUUCUCGCAUCUCCAACGUUUGCAUUUGGAACAAAGAGCGGUCGGAAAGAGGGAAUUACUCUCGUUCAGAAUCCAUGGAAGUCACUUGCCACCUUCGCGGUCUCUAUACUCGUGCUGGCUUCCUUGUUUCUUCUCUAUGCACCAGAGCUCCAGCUUGUGGAGCGGGAUGACUUUUUCUAGCAACUCCACCGAGAUCAAUUAUUACUUGUUCGAGGAAUUCGCUGUUCAAAUUUAUGUAAAACUGUUGUAAGUCGAUCGGGAAGAAGAAUCAUCUCUCGAGAUAGUCAAUUAAUACGAUAGACAUAAUUCAUCAA
Zingiber officinale is the source of this 2262-nucleotide messenger RNA. Its product is annotated as RHOMBOID-like protein 9, chloroplastic. Gene Ontology annotation, molecular function: serine-type endopeptidase activity. Gene Ontology annotation, cellular component: membrane. The record is from RefSeq and is a predicted model, not a curated record. The coding region runs from base 581 to 2128 and encodes 515 amino acids. NCBI's taxonomy places the organism in Eukaryota, Viridiplantae, Streptophyta, Magnoliopsida, Zingiberales, Zingiberaceae. The transcript has 7 exons.